Molecule: messenger RNA, 3055 nt
Organism: Phyllotreta striolata
Lineage: Eukaryota; Metazoa; Arthropoda; Insecta; Coleoptera; Chrysomelidae
Source: the annotation of a GenBank genome assembly
GUAAUUUCGAAUUUAAUAAAAUCGCAUCUUGGAAAAUUAAAAUGCAAACAGAUCAAGUUUACUUGGUACAAGCACAAUUCGGGGGCGGCAUGGCCGGCGGGCAGGGCGGCCCGUGAUAGUUGCACGUGCGACAGCCGCCCACGAAGCAGGGCGGCACCAGCUUGGGGCAACAACACGUGCAAUUUUUGCACACCCUGCACGGCUUCCCCAGCGAUAUGUCGGCGAAAUUGAUCUUCGUCGUCGACGUGAUCUUGUGCAUCUUCUUCUGCUUCUUCGAUCGCCUGCCGCGCGAUUUCGGCAAGUCGGGAAAGGCGUACGGUAUGGCCAGUUUCUCGGGACAGGGACAGGGGCAGGGGGCGCACGGCCAACAAGGGUAGCAGGGGUUGCAGCAGGUCUGGCAGGGGUUGGGGCAGGCGCCCGGCGGGUACGGACACGACAUCGUUUCUUCUUAUUUACUUUUUUUUUUCUAAGUUUUUCUAAGUUUUUUUUUUGGUUUAUUUUUGUUAAUUGAUGCGAUUCAUUAGAAAUGUACGGUUGGAUUUUUUUGUGUGACAGGAAAUGUCGAGAGAAACAAUACAAGGGAAGUGGUUUAUUUAUAAUAGAAGGCCUUGGAUUUUAUGUAAAUGUUUUUGACAUAAAUACUGUCAAAAGUAUAGAGAAAGUAAGAAGAAGUGCGAAUAAAUAAAGGUAGAAAGAAUCAUAUUUGAUUAAUAAAUAUAUGCGAAAGAUUUAUUCGCUGCGGAAGAGAUCCAUAAAAAUAACAACGAACAAAAUUUACCAAAAGUUGCUUUAUUCCUUUUGCUAUCAUCAACCAGAAUGAAAUCGCAAAUAUAUAGAUAUUAAUUAAAAUAGUAAAAAUCCAAAAAACAGCGAUUUUAUUACUUCCUUUAUCUUCAAAUAUACCGUAAUAUUAUGUAUAUAUCCGUCAACCAAAAACUUAAAUAGUACCCAAAAAUUGGCAACCGGAACAUAAGCUUUUAGCCUGCGAUUGCUUCCCGCAUUCGUUACAACUCUUCACCGUAUUCUUAACCGGCGGACAGGGCUUCAUCGCAUCGGUGCUCCUGCAACAAGCAUAACACACCGGCCCCUUCCUCUGCCCGGGCCCCGUCAACGUGGCAUCCACGAAAUUCUGCUGAGGUAUCGAAUAAUCGUACUUAACCGGCUCCGGCGCCGCCUUCUUCCGAUGCCCGCACUUCUCGCACCGCUCCACCUCCGGCUGCAUCUGGCUCGCCUUGCACGAGGGAUCGCAAUAGCUGCACCCCGGAGGCGGCGACGCCGGCGGACACGCCGGAGGCGGCGGCGAGCAACAGCAAGGUUUAGACGGCGGUGGAGGACACGCCGGCGGUGGCGGACAAGCCGGAGGCGGUGGAGAGCAACAGCAGGAGCUAGGCGGUGGAGGACAAGCCGGAGGCGGCGGGCAGCAGGAGUAGCAGGGCGGCGGGCUGCAGGGCUGGCAGCCGCGACACCGGCACAUGGUGCAGCACUGGCCGGCGCCCUCGCACCAGUCCUGGUCGGUCUUGAGGCCCAUGCAUAUGCAGCAUUUGCAGCACUUGCACGGGUUCACGUAGGGCUCCUCCUCCGGCUCGUCGACUUCGAUCGCCUUCGAUGGGGGCUUGCGACGGCGCUUCUUCUUCUUUUUGGGGCGCUUCGGACAGUCGGGGAAGCAGUAGGGGAUGGCGAGCUUCUCCGGCGGCGGACAGGGGCAUGGUGCGCACGGCCAACAUGGGAAACAGAACGGUGACGGGGAACAGAGAUCACCACAGGGAAAGCAUGGCGGCGAAUAGCAACUCAUGGGACAUUAUAUAAACACUUGGGAUUUCUUGAUGUGAAUUUUAUACGGUAAAUGAGAUGCCAACGGUAAACUGACAGGAAUUUUUUUUUUGAUGGGGCGUUGAGUGAUAUGUUGCGUCCUAAAUCAUAGUUGGCUGUGUUAUACAGCAUGGAAUUAUUUUAAAUUCGUCCUACAUAUACAGUGUGUUAGAAGAUUAAAAGUGUUUAAUCACCUGCUCGAUCACCAGACUUGAAUCAUCUAGAUUACACUCAGAUGCAAAUACGCAAUAGGGUGUCAUAAGUGCAUCAACUUCCAUUAGUUUCGUAUGAAAGAAAAGUAAAGAAUGAUAUUACGAAGCAAUUCCAACAUUCCCACUAUGUUAUUUUAAUACUCUUCGUUUCUUCAACUCAUAGAAUAUUUACAUUUACACAUUUUCAACGUACCCUCCACACGACACAUCCUGUAUAUAAACCUCAUCGCCCCGUCAACAACUGACAACUCCCGCAUCAAAACCCUACAAAUCCUUAGCAUGCAAUAGCGCCAUUUUUGACAAACAUUUCCGUUCCCCGUGCACUCCGUUAACACAUCCAUCGCGACCAUGAAAUAAUGUGGGACGAUUUCCUCGACCGUACCAACCAACCAUGCGACCAUUCGAACCGCCCCGCAACCUCCCAUAAGCACCACAAAACCGACAUAUACUCCGUGGAGUCGCUGUUCUACAUACCGAAGGCCAUCCUCUCCGAUUUGGGCAUGAAGGAGAAGAUCCAUCCGAAAGCGGGGGCGGCGAAGCCGCCCCCGAAGCGCUGCGUACCAGUCCCGAUCUACUACAGAAUCGACGGGCAAUUCGCCGAGCGAAAAGAGCGCCAGGUGAGCGCCCCCGCCUGCAGGAGGAUCAAGAGCUGCAGGUGCGAUCCGAAGGGCGAGAGGCUCAGCGAUACUGACAAGCUCUGCAGGACUUUAGAGAAGCUCAUACCCGGCUCGCCGCAGCUCGUCGAGAACACGCUCAAUUCCCUGUCGCAGAAACUCGAGCAACAGAAGGAGAUCGAAGCGGUGCCGGCGAAGAAGGUGGUGCUGCCGCCUCCGAUACUGAAAUUGGCGAAUCGGGCGGUGAUCGGCGAGCGGCGGGAGCAGGCCAAAGGCUUGGCCGAAGGGAAGGAUAUUUUGAAAUUGCGGAAACCCUGCGAUGCGAACGUUUGCGGCAGGAAAUGGCCGGCGGUGAAGCCGAGGAAAAGGGGGAAUUUUUGGAGGACCGUUUGGGUAAAUAUGCUGCUCCACAAAAGUUAA